Phaeodactylum tricornutum CCAP 1055/1 is the source of this 1704-nucleotide messenger RNA. RefSeq lists its product with no specific name. The transcript has a single exon. NCBI's taxonomy places the organism in Eukaryota, Bacillariophyta, Bacillariophyceae, Surirellales, Neidiaceae. Bases 229 to 1680 code for a protein of 483 amino acids. The record is from RefSeq and is a predicted model, not a curated record.
UUCGCUUUUUGACGGUGAACUUCAUUUCUAAAUUUAUUCUGCGUUUCGGAAUUGUCAAGGAGGAACCAAAAAUCGCAUGGCUACAAGGCGAGACCGGAUUGACGAUUCCGUUUUGGAAAAACCAAAUCGACUCGCGGAUUGGCAUCCUUCGUCGUGAACACGUGCUCUUUUACAUCGUCACAGAAAGUCACAUCCAAGGUCAUGUCUUGAAAGAAACAAUAGCAACAGAUGGUGUACAAAAAUAGGAAGCGGCAGUUUAGGAUCGAGACGUCAUAUGGAGCAAUGAUUUCGGUGGCGAGGGUCUUCGUUCUUUUUAUGAGUGGCAGUCGAGCUGUUACGGAAACACACGAUCGGACGCGUUGUUCCAGUACCCUCCGGAAGGAUGAGUUUGAUUGGGAUGCCUGGCAAAUUGGCACCGGGAAGCCGUACGCUGCUGUCGUCGAAAGCAACGGCAAACGUGACGCUUCCUUCCUCGAUGGAACCUGUUUUGCCGACCGUGGUUGGAACAUCUUGCCGUCCAUUGCCACCUUACGGUCUAUCAAGGUCGAAUCACCCAAAGGUGAGGCAAGUGUCGUUGAUGCAACAACCCUUCACGUCGAUGGACAUUCCGUUCGUGGUCGCAUGGCACUGCUACGCUAUCUCAUCGAGGAAUGGGAAGAUUCGUUGUUUUUCCCUAAGCUCAAUCUUCAGCCGGACGUCGCCAUUUGGGGAUCCAGUGGGUCGACCAACGAGUAUCACUGGUUGUGGGCGUACGGCGCCCAACUUGACUGGCAGCAGCGCUCAGGCCGAUUGGCGAUCGGUAAAGACGAACCGGAUGAUGGCGAUCAUAUUUCGGUACGUUCCUGGUGGGGCUACAUGAACUACUGUUUCUCCGUGGCCGUCCUCCUGGGCGCCAUCGAAGCCACCAACAGCAUUCAAACAAUCGACGACGUCCAAGAAACAGCAGUAACUGUUGAAUUAGAUGCGGAUAGUCAACGAUUGAUGGAAGAAGACUAUGCCGUUCGGGAUUGUGUCACAUACUGGCGCGACUUUUUCCAAUGCGAGUAUCCCAACUAUCAAACGCGAAUACGCGACGCCACGAAGCAGUUGGACGAGAAGCCCAUAACUACCAAUAACAUCAAGGAAGAAGACUUCCAACGGCUACGCUUUGAAUUUCAAAAAGAAGUGUGGAAGGUACAUACGAAAGUGAUCGAGCGCGCGGCUUCUUCCGCAAGGUCCAAACAGCUUUUGAAUGUUUUGCCCAAAGCAGAGCAGCAAUUUGGACUUGGCUGGUCGCGUAUGGUGGAUAUAUUGGCAGCGUCCGUCUUUCCGACCGAUUUGGUGACCUUGAUCGAGGACGGAAGCGGCUUUCUGCCUUACAAUAUUACUAUGACCACGGCCCUUGGGCAAAACACUCCUAAGGUUGUGAUUGAAAACCCUGCGAGCUACCGAGAUCCCCAUACACGGAGAAACUUAGUGGCACAGUCGCAACAGCGUUCGAUUGACACGACGCAUCAAUUGGUGCUUUUACCCGACUGGGCUUUGUCCACAAUGGUACACUUCUGGAGUCGCGUUGUGCGUCAGCCAUGGAUCAGUCGGGAAAUGCCUGCUCGAGUCAAUCGUUUGGUCCACGGAUCAGUGAAGGUCAAACUAAAAGAGCUUUUCAGGGUGUUAGUUCUUUUCGUCAAGCCAAAAAUCUAAGAAAUAGUUCACACCAUUUCAAGG